CUUCUGAUUGGUUGACGAUAUGUGACGUAUUUUAAAACACGGAAAUAACAUUUGGAGUAUUUAAGCUUUUGUUUUCGGUUUUGCGGAGUCUGUGGCUGUGUAACCGCACCUUUCAGUUUUAACAGACACAAACAUGAGUGACCUUCCCGUUAACCUGGUUCUGAUUGGUGUCGGCUCCAGCUUCGCCUUGUCCGGCCUCUUCUAUCAUUUGUAUCAAGAAAAGCAGAAAGAGUUGCAGAAGCUGAAGGAAAUACCACUCUUUAGACCGGAUCAGAAUUUGCUCAGAGUCCUGCAAGCUACUCCAUACAGGCGGCUGCAGUAUGUGGCUGUCGAAGGAAUGGUGCAGGCAGACGGGGAGCCUUUGGCCAGCCAGUUUGUCCCCAGACGGUCUGCUGUAAUUCAGAAGAUAGCAGUAGAGGAGGACUGGAAGUACUGGAACUCCAUCACCGGGACAUGGAAUUCCCGGACAAUCAACAGAAAAGAGACGAACAACGCCGUGCCCUUCAGCCUGGUCAGCCCUUCGGCCUACAUCCCCGACGUUUACGUGAAGGUGCACGGCCCUCUGGAGGCCGGCGGCUCCUUCUUGGAGCGGGUUCACUUCAAAGUGCGGCGUGCCGAGGAAGGCCUGGUCGACGUGGUGGUGCAAGGCCUGAAUGGCGAGAAGCCCGUGGCGAAGCGGGAGAGCGAGGAGCUGCUCUGUGUGGGGAGCACCGUGACGGGAUUCGGAGAGGUGGUGCUGGAGGGAGGCCAGGUGGCGAGGCUGCAGGCCCCGCAGGACGGCCGCCAGUUCGUCCUGGUUCCCACGUGCCACAGGAGCUUCAUCCAGAGACACGAGGACUCGGCCAGCAUGUGGAAAAAACUGACCGCUCUCGCGUCGAUCACAGGGACGUGUCUGUUAGCCGGUUUCGUGCACAACCUGUCUAAACGGAAAGACAGAUAACAAAAGGGAGAUCCGGCAGUUUGUAUCUCAGCUGAAGAGCCAAAACCUUAAAGGGAGAAAUAAUUUGUCAUCAUCGAAAUAAGAGCUGAACUAUCACAUUUUCUUCCUUAUUCGGGGAAUUGUGGUACUUCGCUUUGCUUUUUCCGUUAAGGAAAACAGCACUUCAUAUGUUACUGUUUGAUCUGAUUUUUGCCCUUAGUUUAAUCUGUUUAUUGGAAGUUCCAGAGACCAAGGAAAAAAUGUUUCAAUGACUCCCAUUCCAAUUUGAACACUACUGAAAGAAUAAGCUCUUACCUGCAGAUUUAUCAGCCAUGGUUAUUAAUGAGUGUUAACAAGUUUGAGAGUCUAAUAUGCUGGUUUUUGAAGGGACCAUGUUGGGUUUCUUUUACAGUGAAAGUUAUUUCUCGAUAAGCUUUGUUCGUGGUUUCUGGGAUCUUGAUGUUGUGGAACAUUUAAUCAGCUUCAAUCUCUUUCUGGUCUUUUAGUAUGAAUUGGAUCUGUAAAAUAAAUUCACUGGUAAUAAUCUGACAUUUUCAAUCAUUACAAUAAACUAAGAUGAACUGAAAAAACAAAUUAACCGAGUAACAAUGGAUUUGAGUCACAAACUGUUAAAAACAAAAUAAAAAAAACGAAUACAUUUUAACAAAUAUCACAGUGAAGGAAAGCUGUUUUUCCUUCAAACUGCCAAAAAUA
Messenger RNA from Salarias fasciatus (jewelled blenny), 1633 nucleotides. It is a transcript of the gene mul3, whose product is annotated as mitochondrial E3 ubiquitin protein ligase 3. Gene Ontology annotation, biological process: organelle organization; protein ubiquitination. Lineage: Eukaryota; Metazoa; Chordata; Actinopteri; Blenniiformes; Blenniidae. The record is from RefSeq and is a predicted model, not a curated record. Bases 134 to 940 code for a protein of 268 amino acids. Gene Ontology annotation, molecular function: ubiquitin-protein transferase activity. The transcript has 5 exons.